Messenger RNA from Suillus subaureus, 246 nucleotides. Its product is annotated as CHAT domain-containing protein. The record is from RefSeq and is a predicted model, not a curated record. NCBI's taxonomy places the organism in Eukaryota, Fungi, Basidiomycota, Agaricomycetes, Boletales, Suillaceae. The annotation marks the transcript as partial. The transcript has a single exon.
GUGCACCUUGCCUGUCAUGGGAAGCAGGACCAGACGCCGCCUUACAAUUCUCAUUUCGCCAUGAGAGAUGAACCUCUGACGCCGCCUGAUAUCACGGAGAAAGACAUUCCGCAUGCCGAGUUCGCGUUCUUUUCGGCAUGUCAUACCACCGUCGGCGAUGAGGAGACGCCCGAUGAGGUCAUUCACCUCGCGGCUGGACUGCAAUUUUCAGGGUUCAAGAGCGUUGUUGGCACACUGUGGGAGGUU